GGUUUCCUUAGUCGAGCUGAGCUGACACAGCUUUCUUUCACCUGCGAGGUAAAAGAGAACUUGCCAGCGCUGCUUCAGGCUUGCCCUUUUCAUUCCGUCUUCACGUGCCAAGACGCGGUCUUCUCUCAAGUGGUCCCCCAAGUUUGUCUUGGGGGUGGCGGCAGGCAGUGAGACACCUCAGAUCAGAAGGACUCCGGUCCUCCUUCUAGAAGUCCCCACUUGGAGGGGUCAGAGGAGGGAAGGAAAGUCAUCGUUAAAUCGUAAUCUUAGUAGUCAUUUAACUGGGGAGCUAGUAACCGUUAACCAGGGGUCAGAGGAUGACCUGAGACCCCUGUCAAGAGAUCUGCCCAGAGCAAACCGGAUAGUUCAGGGACAGGUGGCAGUCCCUCCGCGGCCUCAUCAUGUACUCCAGAGCUUACAUCUUGCUGGAAAGAGAGUUCAAGGAGUUACAGCACAAGAGAAAUGAGGGCAUCACUGCUUUUCCUACAAGCGAAGACCUGAUGAGCUGGGAAGCUCAGAUUGAAGGGCUUCAGAACUCCAUCUGGGAAGGAUUUGUGUUCUACUUAUCAAUAGAUUUUACACCAGAGUACAACCUUGUUCCUCCAGUUGUGAAAUUUCUAACAAUUCCUUUUCAUCCAAAUGUAGACCCACAAACCGGUCAGCCCAGCAUAGACUUUUUGGACAACCAGGACAGCUGGAACACAAAUUACUCAAUAAGCAGCAUCUUACAUGCUAUACAGACGUUACUUUCUGAUCCUGUCCUAGAAAACCCAGUGAAUUUGGAAGCAGCCAAGCUGUUGGCUAAAGAUGAGUCUAUAUACAAAGAAGUAGUUCAGAAACUUUUCCAGCCAGCACCACCAGUAAAAGAGGGCGGCCUAGAGCUUUCUGAAAAGCCACCACAGUCUAUCAGAGUAAUUAAGACAAUCUCAUUUAAUGAUUACUACAAGACAUGGUCUACGAUAGCCACGUCACAAACAGCAGAACAAUCUAGAAAUCCAUUUGUUGGAGAUCCAAAAUUCAUGGGACAGUACUACAAAUGGAAGCAACAAAAUCGACAGCAUCAUAAACAAUGGAAGUUGAAGUUUGGGCUUGCUAAGUAUCGGUUUCCUAGAGAAAAUAAAUUGCCAGGGCGCAAUAGAGAUCCCUUCGUCCAAACAACAGUCGACUCAUCUCCAACCGAGCUGUCUUAUGAUUCUGAAAAAAGUGAACCAAGUUUUUAUGGACUAGGACAGAAAUGGAAACAUGAAAAUUGGUCAGAUGUUGAGUCAAACGAACCAUGGGAAGAGGAAGUGAACAACCUGGUGGCCUGGACCAAUGCUCUUGACCUACAGUCUUUGAACUAUGAUAAUUAACAUCCAAGGAUUUUCUACACCACCCCAUCAUCAUGCAGCCUCACUGGAGCAACCAUGGAAGAUGCUGAGAACCCGGGUCCUGCUCUCUACCCCUGUCGGUGCCAUCUUUCUGCAAGUAUAAAAUUCCAGUAUAAAUCAGUGAACUGCU
Myodes glareolus (Bank vole) is the source of this 1500-nucleotide messenger RNA. RefSeq names its product ubiquitin conjugating enzyme E2 U (gene Ube2u). Lineage: Eukaryota; Metazoa; Chordata; Mammalia; Rodentia; Cricetidae. The record is from RefSeq and is a predicted model, not a curated record.